Messenger RNA from Trichomycterus rosablanca, 2114 nucleotides. RefSeq names its product NME/NM23 nucleoside diphosphate kinase 3 (gene nme3). Gene Ontology annotation, biological process: GTP biosynthetic process; CTP biosynthetic process; UTP biosynthetic process. Lineage: Eukaryota; Metazoa; Chordata; Actinopteri; Siluriformes; Trichomycteridae. The transcript is spliced from 5 exons. The coding region runs from base 34 to 543 and encodes 169 amino acids. Gene Ontology annotation, molecular function: nucleoside diphosphate kinase activity. The record is from RefSeq and is a predicted model, not a curated record.
GAGAAGUCGGAGGAGAGACGCCGGUCUGACAACAUGAUCUGUCUUUUCUUAACCGUGUUUGCAUAUGUGUUUAAAACCGGAUGGACGGGUGUGAAUGAGCGCACCUUCAUAGCUGUAAAGCCGGAUGGUGUGCAGAGGAGGCUAGUAGGAGAGAUCAUUCGCCGCUUUGAACGAAAGGGGUUCAAACUGGUCGGCCUUAAAUUUUUGCAGGCUUCUGAUGAGCAACUGAGGGAUCACUACAGGGAUUUGAGGGAGAAGCCAUUCUUCAACGGUCUGCUCAAGUACAUGAACUCUGGGCCAGUUGUAGCUAUGGUGUGGCAAGGCAUGGAUGUGGUGAAGACCUCCAGAAGGAUGCUUGGAGAGACAAACCCUGCUGACUCUCUGCCUGGAACCAUUAGAGGAGAUUAUUGUGUGGAAGUGGGACGUAACGUUAUCCAUGGCAGUGACUCCGUGGAAAGCGCUCAGAGAGAAAUCUCCAUCUGGUUCAAGGAGCAUGAGCUCGUCUGCUGGGAGGAGAGCACUGAGCACUGGAUCUAUGCAUAAUGCACUCCAAUAAUCACACCAACGUUGCCACCUUAUGUAAGUGUAGUGCAGGGCUGGAUACUCUCUUGGGCACUUCUAUACUACCGCAGGAGGAUAUAUAGUAAUUCAGACAAUGUGCUAAAGAGCUGAGCUAAAAUUUAAAGGUUAAAUUGCACUAAAAGAGAAUUUGGCACGGGUGAAUCAUUUUCUUUGAUCGUGUAUCAUUUAUCCCUGAUGUUUGAUGAAGUACCCAAAUGGUUUUGCUUUGUGUGUACUAAAAAUAUUUGCCUAGGACAGACGGCUUGCCGUAAUCAGAGGCAGAUUUAAAAUCUGGUCAUUUAUCAAGGCCAUGCUAGUAAUUAGUUACAGUUUUGUUGCACUGAGGAAAAUGUUACAAUGCUUGUUACAAUGCUUGUUACAAAUUGUUGGUUGCUCUAUAAUUUGCAGAGUUGCAGUUACAUUUAUGUUGUGCAGCAUUCACUCUUUUCCAUAUAGAGUUUGAAUCCCCAGCUGUCGUGUAAAUACAGACGUGAUUGGCUAUCUCUGAGAGGGGAAUGUCCAGGACCCCACGAAGGAUCGAUGUCCUGUCCGGAGUGUGUUACUCUCUUGCGGCAAGAGAUCCUGAAGAAACUAGACCCUUUGUGACCCUGAUCAGGAUAAAGUGGGUCCGGCUUCUGGGAAACAUUGGGUGCCAGAAGGAAUACACCCUGGACAAGGUGCCAAUCCAUUGCAGGGCUUCGGUCAUCCCCCUGUCCCCCCUGACACAGCCAACCAUGUAUGUAGGUACCAGGCUGGUCAUAUGCAGCUGCUGAGAUUUGAACCCGGAUCUCAGGGUUGGUGAGAUAGCAUAAUAGAUGGCUGUGCCACCUGUGCGCCUAGUUUACAUUUUGAAAAAUUGUAGCAUCACCAACUUAUUAGGUUUUUUAAAUAUUAUUAAGGAUUUUUCUAGUAUUGUAAACAUUACAAUAUGCUUAUGCAGUUUAAUGUUAUAUACAUGAGCUACAACAGACAGGUGCGUUUAAGUCAGAAAUGGUAAAUGCUUUUUGCCGUUUUAGCCGUUAACUUCUAUUUUAAUUCAUAUAUAAUAACGUAUGCUAAGAAAAGGUGCUGCUUUAAGACAAAACCUUGUCUUGUAAAUGAGCAAGGUAUAUCUUGCCCUAAUCAAAUUCUCCGUUAAUUCUAUUAAUUUAUAUUCAUGCUUAGAAUGAUGCCACAAUUUUGAGCUUCUCUGCUGUUACAUAUUAAAAUGAAUGUACUGCACUUAAUUUAGAUGUUUAGUUACACCACAAUUUCAGAAAUUCUGAGAUUACGUUUUUUUGCGACUAUAUUAAAUAGAUCCAUUGUUUCUUUGUUUACUUUUUUACUUUCUAAAUGAAGAAAAACAGCAGACCCGUGUCUUCUUUCUGUGUAUUUUGAACACUACAUGUUACUGUUUGUAUAAAUAACAAAAGCAAUAACGAACCAAAAGAGCUAUCUUAAAAAGAUUCUUAACCAAAGCACUGUUACUGUUAUGGGUUUAGUUCCGUUUCCUCUGCUGUGUCAACUCAAAGGUGCUCUCCGUUUUAAAAUAAAGAGUUUUCUACAGCUUUGAA